AUGGCUCGUGGAGUCGUGAUCUUCCUGUGUAGCUGGGUCCUGGCUUCCUGUGAUGGGUCCAACCUGGAUGUGGAGAAACCCACUGUGUUCAGAGAGGAUGCAGCUGGCUUUGGGCAGACCGUGGUCCAGUUUGGUGGGUCUCGACUCGUGGUGGGAGCCCCUCUGGAGGUGGUGGCAGUCAACCAAACAGGACAACUGUAUGACUGUGCACCUGCCACUGGCACGUGCCAACCCAUCUUACUGCCCACUCCCCUGGAGGCUGUGAACAUGUCCCUGGGCCUGUCCCUGGUAGCUGCCACCAAUCACUCCCAGUUGCUGGCCUGUGGUCCAACCGUGAAGAGAGCUUGUGCGAAGAACAUGUAUGCCAAAGGGUCCUGCCUCCUUCUAGGCUCCAGCUUGCAGUUCAUCCAGGCGGUCCCUGCUACCCUGCCAGAGUGUCCAGUACAAGAGAUGGACAUUGUUUUCCUGAUCGACGGCUCUGGCAGCAUUGAUCAAAGUGAUUUUAGCCAGAUGAAGGCCUUUGUCAAAACGCUGAUGGGCCAGUUUGUGAGCACCAACACCUCGUUCUCCCUGAUGCAGUACUCAAACAUCCUAAAGACCCACUUUACCUUCACCACAUUCCGGAGCAGCUCGAACCCCCAGAGCCUGGUGGAUUCCAUCGUCCAGCUGCAGGGCCUGACGUUCACAGCCACAGCCAUCCAGGAAGUGGUGAAAGAGCUAUUUCAUAGCAAGAAUGGGGCCCGCAAAAAUGCCAAGAAGAUCCUCAUUGUCAUCACGGAUGGGCAGAAAUACAGAGACCCCAUGCAGUACAGUGAUGUCAUCCCCGAGGCAGAGAAAGCUAAGAUCACUCGCUAUGCUAUUGGGGUGGGGGAUGCCUUCCAGGAACCCAGUGCCCUGCAGGAGCUGAACACCAUUGGCUCAGCUCCCCCGCAGGACCACGUUUUCAAGGUGAACAACUUUGUAGCACUCGGUAGCAUCCAGAAGCAGCUCCAGGAGAAAAUCUUUACCAUUGAGGGGACUCAAUCAGGGACAAGCAGCUCCUUUCAGCAUGAGAUGUCCCAAGAAGGUUUCAGUGCGGCUUUCACCAUGGAUGGACCAGUUCUGGGAUCUGUGGGAAGCUUCAGCUGGUCUGGAGGUGCCUUCCUAUACCCCAAAAAUAUGAGACCCACCUUCAUCAGCAUGUCUCAGGAGAACGUGGACAUGCGGGAUGCUUACCUGGGUUACUCCACCGCACUGGCCUUUCGGAAGGGGGUCUACAGCCUUGUCCUGGGAGCCCCUCGCCACCAGCACACGGGGAAGGUUGUCAUCUUUACCCAGGAAUCUAGGCAAUGGAGGCCCAAGUCUGAAGUCAGCGGGACACAGAUCGGCUCCUACUUUGGGGCCUCCCUCUGCUCUGUGGACAUGGAUGGAGAUGGCAGCACUGACCUGGUCCUGAUUGGGGCCCCCCAUUACUAUGAGAAGACCAGAGGGGGGCAGGUGUCUGUGUGCCCCAUGACCAGUGGGAGGAGCAGGUGGCAGUGUGAGGCCACUCUCCACGGGGAGCAGGGCCAUCCUUGGGGCCGCUUUGGAGCAGCCCUGACAGUGCUAGGGGACGUGAAUGGGGACCGUGUGACAGAUGUGGCUAUUGGAGCACCUGGAGAGGAAGAGAACAUGGGGGCCGUGUACAUAUUUCAUGGAGCCUCAAAACUGGAUGUCAACCCCUCGCCCAGCCAGCGGGUCACUGGCUCCCAGCUCUCCCUGAGGCUCAAGUAUUUUGGGCAGUCACUAAGUGGAGGUCAAGACCUUACCCAGGACGGCCUGGUGGACCUGGCCGUGGGAGCCCAGGGACACGUGCUACUGCUUAGGAGUCUGCCUUUGCUCAAAGUGGAGAUUGCUAUAAGAUUUGACCCCGCGGAGGUGGCAAAAGCUGUGUACCAGUGCUGGAAAAAGAUUCCCACUGUCCUUGAAGCUGGGAAGGCCACUGUCUGUCUCACUAUCAGCAAAGGGUCACCUGACCAGUUAGGUGACGUCCAAAGCUCUGUCAGGUAUGAUUUGGCCUUGGACCCGGGCCGUCUGAUUCCUCGUGCUGUUUUUGAUGAAACCAAGAACUGGACUUUGUCUCGAAGAAAGACUCUGGGGCUUGGCGUUCACUGUGAAGUGAUAAAGCUUCUUUUGCCUGACUGCGUGGAGGACGUGGUGAGCCCUAUCAUCCUGCGCCUCGACUUUUCCCUGGUGGGAGACUCUGCUUCAUCCGGAAAGCUUUGUCCUGUGCUGGCAGUGGGCUCUCAAGACCAUGUGACAGCAUCUCUCCCAUUUGAGAAGAACUGUAAGCAAGAACUCCUGUGUGAAGGGGACCUGGGCAUCAGCUUUAACUUCUCAGGCCUGCAGAUGUUGGUGGUGGGAAGCUCCCCGGAGCUCACCGUGACAGUAACUGUGUGGAAUGAGGGUGAGGACAGCUAUGGAACGGUAAUCAAAUUCUACUACCCAGCAGGGCUAUCUUAUCGUCGGAUAAUGGAAAUACAGCAACCUCACCAGCGCCCACUCCGCUUGGCAUGCGAGACUGAGUCCACAGACCAGGAGAACCUGAGGAGCAGCAGCUGUAGCAUCAAUCACCCCAUCUUCCGAGAAGGCGCCAAGAGCACCUUCAUCAUCACAUUUGAUGUCUCCUACAAGGCCUUCCUGGGAGACAGGUUGCUGAUGAGGGCGGAGGCCAGCAGUGAAAAUAAUAAACCUGAAUCCAACACGACUGCCUUCCAGCUAGAGCUCCCGGUGAAAUACACUGUAUAUACAGUGAUCCGUAGGCAGGAAGAUUCCACAAAGCAUUUCAACUUUUCUUCUUUCGACGGGGAGAGAAGGAAAGAGGCCGGACAUCGAUAUCGUGUGAAUAACUUGGGUUCGUGGAAGCUGGCCGUCAGCGUACACUUCUGGGUCCCCAUCCUACUGAAUGGUGUGGCCGUGUGGGAAGUGGCUGUGACAACCUCACCAAAGGGUGUCUCCUGUGCGUCCCAGAAGGAACCCCCUCAGCAUUCUGACUUUCUGACCCAGAUUCAAAGGCGUUCUGUGCUGGACUGCUCCAUUGCUGACUGCCUGCACUUCCGCUGUGACAUCCCCUCCUUGGGCAUCCAGGACGAGCUUGACUUCAUUCUGAAGGGCAACCUCAGCUUCGGCUGGGUCAGCCAGACACUGCAGAAAAAGGUGGUGGUCCUGAGCGUGGCUGAGGUCACAUUUGACACAUCUGUGUAUUCCCAGCUGCCAGGACAGGAGGCGUUUCUGAGAGCCCAGGUAGAGACAAUACUGGAAGAAUUUGAGGUCUACGAGCCCAUCUCUCUCAUCGUGGGCAGCUCGGCGGGCGGCCUGCUGGUGCUGGCUCUCAUCACAGCCGUGCUGUACAAGCUUGGCUUCUUCAAACGUCGGUACAAAGAAAUGCUGGAUGGCAAGCCUGGGGCUCCUGCGGCAGCCGAUAACAGCUGUGAGACCCCACAUCUGCUUCCGUCCUAG
This is a messenger RNA of Microtus ochrogaster (prairie vole), 3477 nucleotides long. It is a transcript of the gene Itgad, whose product is annotated as integrin subunit alpha D. Lineage: Eukaryota; Metazoa; Chordata; Mammalia; Rodentia; Cricetidae. The coding region runs from base 1 to 3477 and encodes 1158 amino acids. Gene Ontology annotation, molecular function: integrin binding. The record is from RefSeq and is a predicted model, not a curated record. Gene Ontology annotation, cellular component: integrin complex; external side of plasma membrane. The transcript has 30 exons. Gene Ontology annotation, biological process: cell adhesion mediated by integrin; integrin-mediated signaling pathway; cell-cell adhesion.